AUGCGCGAGCAAGGCCGCCGAGAGGCGCGUCCGCACGUCUUUGUGCGGACGCCGAAGCAGAAACCACAGCAACCGAUGUCUCAUCGGUUGCUGAAGCGUCCCAGCCUGUGUCACGUGGUGAUGCAGGCGCUCGUCAUGAAGACACUCAUGUCUUCACAGAGUAUGAGCUCGGUGUCUCAUACUCUCCUGAUACAGAAGACGGAUCCGUAUCACGGCGAUCGAAUCCAAGCCGCCUGCCAAGCGCGGCAUGGAUGA
Peronospora matthiolae is the source of this 255-nucleotide messenger RNA. The record is from the annotation of a GenBank genome assembly. NCBI's taxonomy places the organism in Eukaryota, Oomycota, Peronosporomycetes, Peronosporales, Peronosporaceae.